Molecule: messenger RNA, 1671 nt
Organism: Penicillium daleae
Lineage: Eukaryota; Fungi; Ascomycota; Eurotiomycetes; Eurotiales; Aspergillaceae
Product: bifunctional C97 family peptidase/thioredoxin family protein
Exons: 4
Coding region: 1-1671 (556 amino acids)
Biological process (GO): protein modification by small protein removal
Molecular function (GO): peptidase activity
Source: RefSeq, a predicted model, not a curated record
AUGGUCCAACAGGGUCUUGCGCGAGUGAUAGAUGCUAUCUAUCACACCUCGCUGGUCAUCAGUGGAGUUGAGUACUACUUUGGUCAAGGCAUCCAGACAGCCGCACCUGGCAGUACUCACCAUGGACAGCCGAUGGAGAAGAUCCAUAUGGGGAAGACAGAACUCCCCAGCGAGGUCAUUGAAGAAUAUCUUGGCUCCCUAGCCACUAUAUAUCCCCCAGAGUCCUACGAUCUGUUCCUUCACAAUUGCAAUAACUUUACACAAGACUUUGCCAUGUUUCUUGUGGGAAAAAGUAUCCCAGAGCAUAUCAUAAAUCUGCCUCGCACCUUCUUGGAGACCCCCUUUGGUCAAAUGAUGAAGCCUCAAAUCGAGGCCGCUCUCAAAGGUGUGACACAGGGCACUGGCAUGGGCCCCGUUCCUGGGCCAAGUGCCCAGCCCGCAGCAACGAUACCUCCUCGGGCUCCUACGGCGCCCCCAUCAAUGGGGCCGGCUCCACCGAUACUUGGCAGAGUUCGGAACGUCAGCAAUUUGUCCCAGUUGGAGAGCGAAUUAAGAGCUGCAUCAAACUCUUGCGCUGUAAUUUUCUUCACUUCAUCGACGUGUCCGCCCUGCAAAAUCGUCUAUCCAACGUAUGACGAGCUCGCAGAGGAAGUCGGUGAACACGGAAGGCUGAUCAAGGUGGAUAUCGGCUCAGCCUACGACGUGAGCAUGAAAUAUAACGUGCGCGCAACGCCAACCUUCAUGACCUUUCUCAAGGGUCAGAAACAAGAUCAAUGGAGUGGUGCCAAUCCGGCCCAGCUCAAGGGCAGAGUUCGUAUGCUUUUUGAGCAGGCAAAUCCCCCUCAUCCUCACCGGAACCUACGCCUUCCAAGUCUACAGCGAAACAUUACCAACUUCGUCAUGUACAAGAAGGUUCCACCAUUGGAAAAGCUCGUGCAGAAACUCCCAGCGGCAUUCAAGGAGGCCUCGGGCGUCGCACCAGUCAUAGAAUUCGUCAAACUUCGUCAUUCUACGAGCAACGGCAACACGCCCGCGGCAGAUAUUCGAGUCCCCGAUCUCCACGCCUUCGCUACGACUUUGCAAUCAACCUACACCACUCUUCCCAGCGACAGUCACUUUGCUGUCGUCGACCUGAUCCGCCUCCUAUUCCUUGACCCCCGCGUGAGCGGCUACUUCGCCGAAGAAACCAACCAUGCCACCCUCCUCACUCUCCUCGCCCCCUCUCCCAAGAAGAUCUCUCCUCACCAACUUGCCUCGCCCUCUUCCCUCCUUCGGGAAACCUGCCUCCAACUCGCAACAAACUCUCUUCUAGACUCACACGCUAACCUCCGCGUGGUCGCCGCUUCAUUCGCAUACAACCUCGCCGCAUUCAAUCAUAAUGCCCGUUUCGACGGACAUCCUGAUCGGCUCCCGGAAGAAGACCAGGUCGAAUUGACAGCGUCGUUGUUGGAGGCUGUUUCGCGGGAGGACUCGAGUCCUGAGGCUCUACAUGGUCUUUUGUUUGCACUUGGACUGUUUGUUUAUGAGGCGCCUGUUGAGGGGAUGUUGAUUGAUCUUUGUCGUGCAAUGAGUGUUAGAGAGACUGUUGCUGCUAAGGCUCGGAUUCCGGCUUUGCACAAGGAACCGCUGCUUAAGGAGGUGGGGGAGGAGUUGUUUGGCAAGGGGCUUUAG